Messenger RNA from Aspergillus campestris IBT 28561, 1211 nucleotides. Its product is annotated as PTH11-like integral membrane protein. The transcript is spliced from 5 exons. Bases 1 to 1101 code for a protein of 366 amino acids. NCBI's taxonomy places the organism in Eukaryota, Fungi, Ascomycota, Eurotiomycetes, Eurotiales, Aspergillaceae. The record is from RefSeq and is a predicted model, not a curated record.
AUGGAUGGACACAUACUGCACACGUUCAUCCCACGGGGAUCAAAUGACGACGCCCAUGGACAUCGAGCCGUGGUGGUAGCAGGCGUGCUGACGGCGCUUUCGGUCCUUGUUGUCGGCAUGCGCAUGUGGGCUCGCCUCGGAGUGAUGAAGUUGAUGGGUCGAGAAGAUUAUACCAUCCUUGUGUCUUUGGCUCUGGCCAUCUGCUACUUUGGUCUCGUUUGCGCUGAAGUACAUUUUGGCCUGGGACAGCCGGACGACACCCUGUCCCCGCGGGAAUUGAAGCUACAACUUAAGAGUCUCUGGGCCUCAAUCCCCCUAUACAACGCCAGCCUGGGCUUCACUAAAUUCUCCAUCCUCUUCCAAUACCUGCGCAUCUUCCCCGAAAAGCGAUUCCGCCUCGCCUGCUGGGCCGUGCUAGGCAUCGUCGCACUGUACACCACCUGGGCCGUACUGAGCGGCUACGUCAACUGCGUGCCGGUGGCUAAGUUCUGGGAUCGCGAGAUCCCCGGCGGGUGUCUCAACUUUGAGAUCGUGUGGUUCUUCAACGCGUCUAUGAAUAUCGUCACCGAUGUGGCGCUGUUUAUCCUGCCCAUGCCGCUCCUUUCGCGGCUGCAGCUCCCGCGGAUGCAGAAGGUUGGGCUUAUGGCCGUUUUUGCCAUUGGUAUUCUCGUGGUGAUCACCAGUAUCCUCCGUCUUCAAAGUCUCCGCGAGGUUGCCCGAGCCACCGACACAUCCAAAAGCAACGUCGGCGCCGCCUACUGGACAGCAGCCGAAUGCAACGUCGCCAUCAUCUGCGCCUGUCUCCCCUUCCUCCGCCCCCUCAUCAGCCGCUUCUUCCCCAAACUGCUCUCCACCCGCAGCUACAACCACUACAACGACACCACCACCCGCAACAAGACCGGUGUCAGCCGCUCCCGUCCGCGCAUGGAGCUCUUCUCGCAGGACCGCGACUUCGGCAUGUGCACUAUCGAUGUGGAUGUCAAGUCGGGUGAAGGUCAUUCGAACCCGGCGAGUGGCAUUGAGGUCACGACUACCAUGAUGCAGGAGUCAUCUGGUGGGCGGGAGGAUUCGAGUCAGAGGAGGUUGGUGUUGGGGGUUUAACCUUUCUCUUCGUUCUUUUUAUUGAGCUGUCUUUCUUUCACUCUCUUUUUUUUUUUACUUAUCCACUGGUCGUGUUCACGGCUGCCUCGCCCUGUCUGGGUUUUAUGUUG